UGCAUCUCUUUAUUUAGUAAGAAAUAUGUUGUAUGGUAAGAUUGGCAUUCGGAUUUGUCUCCAAGGUUCGUUUACUAAAAGACUUGAGUUAGAAUGGCAAUCUGCUUGCAGACAAGACCAAGAUCUGCUGAAAAGCACGUACUGUGUUUCGAUGUGGAAAAUGGGUUGUCUAUCGGGCGCAGUCCACUGGACCCCAGUCCAAGCUCUGGUCUGGUCCUCCAAGCAAACAGCCAGAGGCGAGAGUCUUUCCUUUACCGCUCGGACUCGGAUUUCGACAUCUCGCCCAAGACGAUGUCCAGAAACUCCUCGACAACCAGCGAACUGUGAGCUUUUACCACAUACUAAAGCAAAAUAUGUCAUAGUAUUCUGUCAUUGAACUGGCUCAACUCUUUUUCUGUUCAGAGUGAUUUCUUGCUUAAUUAUUACUUCAUCUUUUGGCAUGUAGCUCCUAAGAGUAGCUCUAGAAGCAAGUGUGGGAUAGAUGUUGUAAUAGUGUAAAUAUAACGACAGUGUGAAAAACCAUUCACAACCAAGAAAUGCUUAAAAAAAGGAAAAUGUAAGAUGGGAUUGGGAGUGCAGAAUUAAGAAAUAAGCCUUUCAUUAAAAAUGUCAAUCAAUAAAGUGUGUGUGUGUAUGUGUGUAGUGAUAAUAUAUAUGAAACAA
This is a messenger RNA of Pimephales promelas (fathead minnow), 663 nucleotides long. The record is from RefSeq and is a predicted model, not a curated record. NCBI's taxonomy places the organism in Eukaryota, Metazoa, Chordata, Actinopteri, Cypriniformes, Leuciscidae.